Saccostrea cuccullata (small rock oyster) is the source of this 5514-nucleotide messenger RNA. RefSeq names its product AP2-associated protein kinase 1-like. The transcript has 17 exons. The record is from RefSeq and is a predicted model, not a curated record. Bases 217 to 4419 code for a protein of 1400 amino acids. Gene Ontology annotation, biological process: protein phosphorylation. Gene Ontology annotation, molecular function: ATP binding; protein kinase activity. Lineage: Eukaryota; Metazoa; Mollusca; Bivalvia; Ostreida; Ostreidae.
ACUAACAACGAGAAUUCCACCAUAUUUUUGGUGGCAGGUGCGAAGGUGACAAUGUGAAUCAUCGACAUACCAUACGUCGUCCGAGAGAAAUUUUCUAAAAACUGUCACAAUUUCCAGUGAUAUUUUUCUAAUUUUUUAGAGUGUGACGACAUAGACCUUUGUGAAACAAUAGAAGAGGUGUUAUUCAGUCUGACAAUGAGAUGACCAAAAUAUAACAUGAAGAAACUGUUCCCUUUCAAAAUUGAUUCAGCGGGGACUCAGAACCCUUAUAUUGGCAAGGUUUUCACAGUAGGGAGGUUUACAGUUACAGUAGAGGAUGUCAUAGCAGAGGGUGGAUUUGCAAUUGUAUUCCUGGUGAAGGCACAGAAUGGAAAUCAUUAUGCACUCAAAAGAUUGUUUGUAAACAAUGAUCAUGAUCUGACUGUCUGCAAAAGAGAGAUUCAUAUAGCAAAAACUCUCAGUGGUCAUAAGAACAUCAUAAGCUAUGUGGACUCAAGCAUUUCUAUGGCACCAAACAAAGUAUAUGAGGUGAUGCUGUUAAUGCAGUACUGCAGAGAUCAUGUGAUACAACAGAUGAAUGAAAAAAUCAACUCAGGCUUCUCAGAAAAAGAGGUUCUUAGGAUAUUCUGUGAUGUAUGCGAGGCAGUGGCUAGGUUACAUCACUGUCAGACCCCCAUAAUACACCGAGAUUUAAAGGUUGAGAACAUUUUGGUGUCUGACAGUGGACAUUAUGUACUCUGUGAUUUUGGGAGUGCUACUGCUAAAGCUGUCUUACCUGGUCAACAAAAUGUCCAGCAGAUAGAAGAAGAAAUCAGAAAGUAUACCACAGUUUCCUACAGAGCUCCAGAAAUGGUAGAUUUGUAUGGAGGAAAACCAAUCACCACAAAAAGUGAUAUCUGGGCACUUGGUUGUUUGCUUUACAAGUUGUGCUUCUUCACUUUACCAUUCGGUGAGAGUACAUUAGCUGUCCAGAGUGGAAACUUCACCAUCCCUGAUGAUUCACGAUACUCAAAGAUGAUGCAUUCUCUUAUUGGAUACAUACUGGAGGUUGAUCCAGAGAAGCGACCAGAUAUUUAUCAGGUGUCGUGGCUGGCGUUUAGUAUGUCACACAGAGACUGUCCUGUCCCUAACAUGAAUGGUGCACCUUUGCCAGAUCUGAGCAGAUUACCGGUACCUCUAACAGAAUCAGAAUCUAGACAAGUCAAAACUUCAUCUUCAAAAAAUACCCCAGUCCAGCCAAUUGAGAGCACAACCGUGACCCCAAGGUCACGACCUAAAGGUCAAGCAAUGCCACAGACCAAUUCUCUGAACUUACCCAUACAAACAUCUGUAGUGCCAAGAAAACGUCCGACCCCUACAAACCCAACCCCUCCCGUACAACCAAAUAGAGCAGAACCAAUGAAAGGAGCUGUACCACAGCAACUCUAUAGAAACCCUGCCCCAGGUCAGCAGAUGACUCCAAAGCAGGCAAGCUCCACUGUGUCAGGGGGCCCCAGGCCUCAAUACUUCCCAGGACAGCAACAGAAUGUGUACCAGCCCCCUGCUGCUGUGAAUCAGUUUCAGGGAGCUCAGCCAGGACAGUAUCAAAACCCUAGUGGCCCCAUGUCACAAACAAACUAUAUGCCCCAGCAACAAGUUGUUCCCCCCCAACAACAGGCAGUGGUGCAACAAGGGGUGGUGCACUCUCAACAACAAAGAGUGGUGCACCCGCAGCAACAAGGAGUUAUGCCCCCUCAACAGCAGGGAGUGAUGCAACAAGGGGCAGUACGUUCUCAACAACAAGGAGUGGUUCACUCUCAACAACAAGGAAUGGUUCACCCUCAACAACAGAGAAUGAUGUACCCUCCACAACAAAUGAACUAUGCACAACAACAACAACAACAGCUGUAUUAUCAGCAGCAGAAUCCAGCUAAUGUGACACAACCCACGCCUGCUCAGAGUCGUGCGUCCCAGCAGGCAGUACCCCAAAGUCAAGUAACACACUCCACAAGUAAUUCUCAGAUAUACCCCCCUCAAUCUAGUCAGGAAACUGAGGCCCAGAGGCAGAGAAUGGAACAUUUUGUGCAGCUUCAGGACUCCACGAAUGUACAAAAUAAUGCUAUAAAAAAUGAUGUAUUUAAAAAACCCACUGUGCCACAUUCCAAACCAAGAAGUGAAACAAAAGAAAAUACUGAUUCACAACCCCUGAUCUCCAUUACACCUCCUCCAUGUUCCCCCAAGCCUCACAAAACUCACAAACGUAACGUUAGUGACACGGCCUACCUCACCAUGGGAGGAAAGGGCAGUGCUUUCAAGGCAUAUCACUCCAAUAGGAACUACCUGCCAGCUCCCCAGCACAAUAAGUGUAAAUCUGCCUCCACCACCCCCAUACACUCUCCUCCAAGGUCUCCAGGUAUGACACGAGCUGUAUCAGCAGAUAUAGCAGAGUGGAAUCCAUUCGAUGACAACUUUGGAGUAGACACAGAAGAAGAAUUAUUUGGAAAAGAGUUCGACAAACUAAGGAGAGGAUCAAACAGCAGUAUAUCAAAUGUCAAGAGUAGAGAAGACCUGGUCAUGUCAGGGUCGGAUUCUUCUGAUCCAUUUGAAAAAGCACCCUUUAAAAAGCCAGGUCAUGUUCGGCAUGGCAGCAGCUCUGGUAGUGAACCCCAUAGAAGUGCCAACAGUUCCCGAUCAGGAGAUGAAGAUGAUUUACCUAAGAAAGUAGAUCAAGUGGACAACUCUAGUAAUCAGUUCUUCCCUGCGACACUGAUGAAGGCCGCCCUGAGUCUGGGCUCUCGCUACCAGAAGUUUGUGGACACUGACGAGGAUAAGGAAGAAAAAACAUCAGCUGUGAGGGAGUCGGCUGAAUCAAAGCACAAGGAACACGAAUCAAGUUCUUCUUACGCCGAGGAUGAUCACCCCAUCAAUCAAGUUCAAAACACAAAGAAAGACUUCAGUUAUCAGGAGCUGGAUGAUGAGUAUGGGAGUCGACCUGUCCCUGUUACAUCUAAACGCAAGGAAGGGGAGUGGAACAUUGAAAAUGAACAGAGUCAGAGUAAUGCAACUUCAGUUCCGGGACAAGGCCCGCUACCGACAGACAGGAUUAUGGGACAUGAGUACGGAGUGAGGCCUCUGCUUGAUGAUGAUGAAUUGGAAGAUGACUUUAGACCGCCUCACUUCCACGGCAGUGUGGAGAUCGGCUUCUCACACGAACACGAUAGUGAUGACAGUCAUGAAGGGAGUAGCAACAGUACAAUGUCCCCGCAGAUAGGACUUAGUCCUGCAAUGUCUCCAACGGUUAAUGACAAGGAAAAAGGUGACCCAUUUACUGCUGCUCCAUUUAGGAAAAGAUUUUCAAAGAAAAAAACUGUAGCAAAUAAUGUUUCAUCUGCAAAAUCUUCCACCAAAGAAUAUGAUCCAUUUGCUAAGGCUCCAUUUCAUCCCAACUUCCUACCAAAGUCUAAAACGCAUCAUUCUGUGGGAGGAGGGUCAAGUCCAUUAUUACAAACUAAUGAGGACAAGAGGAAAGUGGAAGUGAGCAAGGACUUAGCUUCAAGUAUUCCAUAUGCAACUCUUCCAAGAAAAUCAAACUCACGCAUUCUAUCUGGCUCGUCUUCUGUAGGCAUGUCUCCUGAUAGGGAGAAAGCUUCUACUGACACAUUAUUUACAGCGGAUCCCAUGUACACAAAAUCCAGUCAUUCCAGUGUUAAGGGCAGCUCCUCUGUACAGUAUCACUCACUGACGACCGACGAUCCAUUCCAAUCAGUUCCAUUCAAAGCCAAAUUAAAAAAGACCAGAUCUACAAAAGAGUCCAUUAACAUCAUGGACAUGGCAAUACCACCUACGGAACCAGCAAAACCAGUGCAAGAAAUCUCAAAAAGAUCUACUCCAUCUAAGACCAGUAUACCCAAAUCUCAUUCCUUUGGGUCAAUGGGCUCCAUAACACCCUCCAAACCCAGCAGACCCCUCCCUUCUCGGACAUCGGGGGACAGGUUAUACCAGCAGUUAGAGGAGCUGACCAUUGACAGGGAGGAGAGACAUUACACCAAUGUCAGCUCACAGCCGGGCGAUCAUCUUAUCACCAUGGAUGACUCCUCUGAUGACAGUUACGAAAGUGAACUUUCCAAAUCAAAAUCCAAAGGAAGGAAAAGUCCAAAAGAUUACAUGGAAUCUGGAUUUUCCAAUAUGAGUUUUAAUGAUGAUGAACUCGCAGAGUCUAUGGACUCUUUUUCUUCUCAGACUGCCCAUGUUAGAGAUCUCAAUAUUGCAAGUAUACGACACCCAGCAUUCUCUAAAGAAAACUCCCCAGUAACGAAAGCAUCGACUGAGGCAUUGAAAGUUAGUUCCGGUGGUUAUGACACUUUUACAUGGCCUAGGAAACAGAGAAAGUUAGCAACAAACGAACCCUUUAGCUCGAAAAAGAAGAUAGAUGCUGUUUGAUAAUGGAGGAUCUGUUUUUAUUUAUUGUUAAAUCUAGGUUGUUCCAUUAGAUAUGUGAUAUAUUCCACUUACAUACACUGUAUAAUUAUUGUUAUCUUUUCUUCAGGGUACACUCAGAUUCCUGGGUACCUCUCCUUCUUUUUUGUUUACUUUUUACUUAGAUAUUGAUAUUUUAUUAUUCUUUUGCUUUCUGUUCCAGUUACACUUUAUUGUAUAAGAGUGAUGUUGAAGGUAAUCUAUGCAUUUUUUAGAGGUAAUAAUUUUUUGCUUUCUCUGUGUCAGAGAUAUUGUAAUAAUAUUUUUCUUCCCAAAGCAGAGGGUUCUGCUAAUUGAUAUUUUUUUUUAACAUUUUUUUUAAUAUUUUGUAAUAGUAAGAGCUUGAUUAGUAGGCAAAUCCAAUGCUUGGGUAAAUUGACUUAAGUUUACUUCCAGCAAGACUGCAGAAUGCUUGUAGGUGCUAUAACUUAUUGGUGGAAGUGAUUGUUUCCAAAAUUCUCCAUUAUGUUUUCUUUAGUUUUAUGUUUCUGGUUUUUUUUCCUGUUAUUACAGUAGUACUUGUUUUACAUAAACAUCAAGAUUCUUCAAAUUCCAGAAAAGGAGACUUUUCUUUUUCAGUCUUUGUAACUUAUAACAUUGUUUCGUCAUUUAGAAAAAUAUUUUUUUUAACUUUAAGAAAGGGUAAAUGUGUUCAGCAUUCUUGGAAUGAGAAAUGUUAUUUGCCUAAAGUAAGUAAGAAAAUUUAUUUGAAAUAUAACACAAUCUCGUGACAAAGAUACAGCACAGAGGAUCUUACUUCUGUAGAUUCUCUUCUCAGAAAUUAUCCUUUUAAAAUUUGUUCUGCAUUUUAAGCAAUAAACUUGAAAUAAUUUGAACAAGAUCCUGCUAUAUUUUUUUUCAUUUUCAGCAAUAUCUUUUUGUAAUGCUAAUUUAUUUUGUAUUAUACAGUAGUCAUCAAACUGUGAUAUUUAAUCCUUUUGUUUAUUCUGUUCACUGCUGUAGUUUUAAUAAUUUGAUUUUUUCAUUGUUCCAUCCAUUUGUCGAUGUUGAGAAAUGUACAUACUUUUAUGGAUAUGAAUAAAUCUGCUAGAAUGUUAA